AUGUUUGGAACCUCCACAAGUGACGAAGCAAGGAUCGGCGAAAUGGAAUCACACCAAGAGAAUGAGCCGGAAAUGGCCGUGUCUGGGUCAUCGCAGCAGCAAGUCGAAAAUCUCGAAGGCGAGGAUCUCAAUGUUGCCGAAGCUGAAAUCAGUAUUCCCAAGCCAUCUGAAUGGCUCAGUCUGUCCACCUGGGUUGUCCGCAUUGCAAUAUUUGCUGAUGCCAUGAACUCACAGGUUCUUGGACCAAACUAUCCACUCUUAGUAUUGGAAGAAGGAUCUCCUGAAUCAUUCACUUCCACAGAUCCAUUAGGUUUCAGUGGGGCAAACUACUUCAUUCCAAUGUGCUCCAACCUUGGGAUGUUCAUCUCUGCCAUUGCAUUUGGCAAGCUUUCAGACAAAAUUGGACGUAAACCAUGCAUCCUGGCAUGCAUGUACAUUGGGGUGUUGGGCUCUCUGCUCAAGUAUGCCGCAAGAGGCAACUUCUGGACAUUCUGUGCUGCAACAUUCUUGAAUGGGCUGUUUGGUGGCUCAGCUGCUGUGGGCAUGGCAUAUGCUAGUGAUGUCACUGAAAACAGACUCCAAAAGGAAGCACAAAUUGGAAUCAUAAUUGCCACAAGCAUGUUGGGAAGGACAGGAGGAGGGGCCACAGCCAUUCUCAUGGAAAGCAUUGGACUUUUUGCUCCCUUAUGGGUUAGUGCUGCAAUCAGUUUCCUUGCUGGCGUCUUAUGCCACCUGUGGAUGAUAGAGACUGUGCACAAGAACAAGCCAGAACAAGCAUUUGAAGCUACUAAGCAAGCCGACACCCCAGGCUAUUCUGCUUCUGAAGAUUCAGCUGAUGAAAAAGAUUUUGACAUGAAGACUCUGCUGCAUGUCCUUGCAGGGGAGCUAGCUGACCAUGUUGGAUCUCUAGGCCUUGUCCCACUUUGUCUCAGUCCUUUGAUGUUCAAUUCAUUCUAUGUGAACUUUGUCCAACAGAACCAAGACCCCAUUAUGAGUGCAACAGCCUACAAAUGGAUCUACAUUUUCCCUGCUGUUUUGGUUCUGCCUGGGGCCAUUGUGGCACCCUACCUCUUCAAGAAGUUUGGUCCAGCCCUUAUUGCCUCCCUCUCCAAUCUUCUGACUGGGGCUGUGACCAUUGCACUAUUGCACAUUGGCUUGAUGCAGCCAGCAACCACUACAACCUUUGCAGUGUUCAUUGUUGUCAUGUACCUUGCCUUCCCUCUGACAGUGAUCAGUCAAGUCUCCACAGGGCCCAUGUUGGAUCGUAUUGCUCCAGAAUCACGACGGGGUCAGAUCCAAGGCUUCAAUGCAGCAGCAAUGAACCUUUCCAGUGCCCUUGGUCCAUUUUUGUAUGGCCUUCUUACAGAUGCCACCAGCAUUGAAGUAACCCUGUACACGGCCACUGGUGUGAGUGCAUUGGCAGGUUUGAUCAAUGCAAUUCUGGUGAAAGAUCCCCGCUUUCGUCCAAACUAUGAUGAGGAGGAGAAGCAUUUUUCAAAAGAUCUUGAUCUUGAGAAGCAACCCUCUGUCGUUGACCCAGCAGGGCUCACAGAGCUAACAGAGCUGACAGAAAUUGAUGUGUAGCUCUCAUUUCAUAAAUCCCAAAGAGGAGUUCAAUAAAUCUACUAUUGGCUGUUCGCCGAGUUAACGCGUAUUGAACGGUUUCCGCCAACAUAAGAGCCAAAAGGACUGGGAUUCUUUAGUUCCUAUACCUACCGCAGCAACGGGCUGACCCGUCUCCAAUGACCC
Messenger RNA from Seminavis robusta, 1749 nucleotides. NCBI's taxonomy places the organism in Eukaryota, Bacillariophyta, Bacillariophyceae, Naviculales, Naviculaceae. The record is from the annotation of a GenBank genome assembly.